Molecule: messenger RNA, 636 nt
Organism: Ophidiomyces ophidiicola
Lineage: Eukaryota; Fungi; Ascomycota; Eurotiomycetes; Onygenales; Onygenaceae
Exons: 2
Coding region: 1-636 (211 amino acids)
Source: RefSeq, a predicted model, not a curated record
AUGCGGCAGAUCGAGGAGCACCUGAAGGAAAAUCUUCCGUGGAUAGGCAUUGAUGCCCAGACCACCGAGCCGAAGAGAAUGCUUGACUUUGCCUGCGGAGACGGGUUUUUGUCUCAUGCUCUCCGCCCGUACUUCUCGGAAAUCAUCGGCGUGGACCUGGCCGAAGGCAUGGUCAACAAAUACAACCGCCGCGCCCGCGAAGCCGGCAUACCCGAGUCGCAGAUGCGCGCCGUCGUGGGCGAUCUCGCUGCAGCGCAGCCCGACGCCUCGCUGAUCCAGAACAAAGACCUCGCCAACUUCGAUCUGAUCAUCACGUCCAUGGCGCUGCAUCACAUUGAGGACCCGCAGCGCGCAGUCAAUCGACUUGUGGAACGCCUGCGCCCGGGCGGCACGCUGGUGGUGAUCGAUUUUGAUGCCGCGAAGGACGGCCAGCAAUGGAUCGCCGCUAGUGCUCCUGCCGCCCAUACUAUUACUCACCAUGGCUUUAGCAAAGCGACAAUGGAGAACCUUCUCGCCUCUGCGGGGUGCAAGGAUGUGGAAUACGUUUUGCAUAAAGAGAUUACCAAAAUUCCCCGCGAGUUUGCGCACUUGGGCGAGGAAAAACAAUUGUUCUAUUCCCGUGGGCGGAAGGAGUAA